Molecule: messenger RNA, 1707 nt
Organism: Ramularia collo-cygni
Lineage: Eukaryota; Fungi; Ascomycota; Dothideomycetes; Mycosphaerellales; Mycosphaerellaceae
Product: probable propionyl-CoA carboxylase beta chain, mitochondrial precursor
Exons: 2
Coding region: 1-1707 (568 amino acids)
Biological process (GO): L-leucine catabolic process
Cellular component (GO): mitochondrion; methylcrotonoyl-CoA carboxylase complex
Molecular function (GO): methylcrotonoyl-CoA carboxylase activity
Source: RefSeq, a predicted model, not a curated record
AUGGCCUCACUCAUCCCCCGCCGCGUCCUCACGCGAGCUCUCCAUCACGUCUCCCGCAGAGAGCUCGCUGCUCCAUAUAGACAGCAACAAUUUCGAACGGCGGCAACAUAUACAAGUCCACACCAGGCGGCUCAACUGUCAAUCUUGCAGACGACUGUCGAUACAAGCAGCAAUGGCUUCAGGGAAAAUGCUGCAGCAAUGGGAGAAUAUACUGGCCGACUUACGGCUCUUCACGAAAAGGCAUCGCUGGGAGGCCCCGAAAAGUCAAGGCAAAAGCAUGUCCAGCGAGGAAAGCUGCUUGUGAGAGAUCGAAUAACAGCUCUGGUCGAUCCGGGUACCAGCUUCCUGGAAUUGAGUGCUUUGGCUGGACACGACAUGUAUCCUGGCGAGGAUGUGGUGGCUGGUGGCAUUGUCACAGGCAUUGGCACGGUAGAGGGAGUCCAAUGCAUGAUCGUUGCCAACGACAGCACCGUCAAGGGCGGCUCAUACUACCCUGUAACCAUCAAGAAACAUCUUCGAGCACAAGAGAUUGCUCAGCAGAAUCGCCUUCCCUGCAUCUACCUGGUGGACUCUGGCGGUGCAAACUUACCCAACCAAGCAGAUGUCUUCCCAGAUAGAGAUCACUUCGGCCGCAUCUUCUUCAACCAGGCCAACAUGAGCAGUCAGGGAAUCCCCCAGAUCAGCGUUGUCAUGGGCUCAUGUACUGCUGGCGGUGCUUACGUUCCCAGCAUGAGUGACGAGAGCAUUAUUGUUCAGGAGCAAGGCACCAUCUUUUUGGCCGGACCGCCUCUUGUAAAGGCCGCGACAGGAGAGGAAGUCAGCGCCGAAGACUUGGGCGGUGGCAAGCUGCACACCGAAGUCUCUGGCGUGACAGAUUACCUGGCAGUCGAUGAUACUCACGCACUGAUUCUCGCUAGACGGAGCAUCUCCAAUCUCAAUUUCCCCAAAUCUCCAAACCCAUCUCGAAAGCAGGAAUGGAAGGAGCCACUCCACGACCCAGAAGAGCUCGGAGGCAUCGUGGGCACCAAUCUCAAACAGAGCAUCAACAUGCACGAGGUCAUUGCCCGCAUAGUAGAUGGCAGCGAGUUUUCCGAAUUCAAGCCCAGCUACGGCGCAUCCCUCCUCACCGGCUUCGCAACGAUAGAAGGCCACCCUGUCGGCAUCAUCGCCAAUAAUGGAAUUCUCUUCAGCGAGAGUAGUUUGAAGGGAGCUCACUUCAUCCAACUCUGCUGUCAACGUAACAUCCCACUCGUCUUCUUGCAGAAUAUCUCAGGCUUCAUGGUGGGACAAGACGCGGAGAAAGGCGGCAUCGCGAAGAACGGCGCCAAGCUCGUGACUGCUGUCGCAUGCGCUAGCGUCCCAAAGUUCACUGUCCUCGUGGGAUCUUCCGCUGGAGCUGGAAACUAUGGCAUGUGCGGUAGAGCAUACAGUCCCAGAUUCUUGUGGAGCUGGCCGUCGGCGAAGACGAGCGUCAUGGGUGCUGAGCAGCUCAGCAAUGUGAUGGCAGCUGUUGGAAAGAAGGUGGAUCCGGAGCUCAAGGCACGCAUUGAGAGGGAGAGUGAAGUUACGUUCGGCACUGCGAGAUUGUGGGAUGAUGGUGUCAUUCCGCCAUCUCAUACGAGGCGAGUGUUGGGUAUGGGGUUGCAGGCGGCGAUGACGGGGAGUGUUGAGACAAAGGAGACGAAGUUUGGCGUCUUUAGGAUGUGA